CCCGAUCUGGUUCGUCUCUUCACCCUUCCGUCUAAUAAUACUUUUCAUUAUCUUUCUUGCGCUGGCAUCAUACUUGUUAACCAUCAUGCGAAAGCCCUAGAGGAUCUCAUUUACGAAUGUAUUUUUCUUGGGAUGGAAAAGAAUUUCUCUGCUCAAAUAUCUCUCUUUAUUAAAAGUAGAACAAGAACUUCUAUGUUGGAUGGGAGGUUAAGCAUGGAAGGAGACUUCGUGGAAGAGAAGGCGGCCGUGGGCAUGGGGGGAGAGGACAGGUACGACGAGGAGGUCCGAGCCUGGAGUUGGGGCGCGGCCUCCGAUGGGCAGCUCGGGAUGGGCACCGUCGAGGACCAGCUCCUCCCCCAGGCCCUCCUCAACUUCCCACCCCUCUCCUCCUCCCCCGCCACGCGCCGCAUCACCCAAAUAGCUUGCGGUGGCGCCCAUUCAAUCGCCUUAACCGGUGAUGGAAGGGUACUGACAUGGGGGAGAGGUACAUGUGGUCAACUCGGUCACCAAGAGCUGUCAAACUGCUUGCUGCCAAAGCCUGUAAAGUUCCUUGAAAGCUUUACUAUAUCCUAUGUUUCUGCUGGAUGGAAUCACUCUGGCUUUGUUACAGAUGCAGGACGACUCUUUAUGUGUGGGGAUGGCUCAUUUGGGCAGCUUGGAAAUGGAGAUCAUCAGUCACAUGGUUCCCCUGUAGAAGUCUUAUUCUUUUCUUCAAAGCAUGUUGAGCAAAUAGCAUGUGGGAUGCGCCAUUCUCUUGCACUGGUGUCUGAUGCAGGAUCAUCAGGCAGUUUGAUCUAUGGUUUUGGUUCUGCGAGACAUGGGCAGAUCGGAAUGUUGGAAUCUCGAACCCAGAGAUCACAUAAUUUUCCUAAAGUUAUUGAAGGAUUUGAGAAUUGUGAAAUUGUUAGUAUAUAUGCCAAUGGAGAUCAUAGUGCUGCAUUGUCUGCUGAUGGCCAGUUAUACAUUUGGGGCAGAAGAUUCAGUGGAAGAUCGGAUGAUCACAUUCCUCAAAUUUUGCCUUCACCUUUGGGGAUCACUGAAGUUGCUCUGGGAUGGAACCAUGCUUUAGUAUUAACUGAUAAUGGAGUAUAUAUGUUUGGUGGUUAUCGCCAUGGGAUGCUUAGCGGUUCUCCACUAGCGAACCCAAUUCAGCAUGCAUUGUUUCCAUCUGCUCAAGGUGAUAGCUCAGAUGCACCAACUCUGGAGAAGGUACCUUGUCUUGAUGAUGAAAAGGUAGUGCACAUUGCAGCUGGUGCGGAGCAUUCUGCUCUUAUAACAGAUAAAGGAACGAUCAUGACAUGGGGCUGGGGAGAACAUGGCCAGCUUGGACUGGGGAACACAUGUGAUCAAACUAGCCCUCAGAUAGUUAAUAUAGACUGCAAGCGAUCAAGUACUUCUGUUCAACUAGGAAUUUACUGUGGCAGUGGAUUUACUAUAGUAGUGAAGAGUACUCUUUCCCCCACCCGCCGGCAAUUAGGCUUGCAUGCACGGCCGCCUUCCUCGGCAGGAGAAUUAAAAUCAUCCUUUCCCUUACAACGACAAGGUGAUGCACAACCACACCUUGUGAUAUGGGACAAAAAGAAAAGAAAAGAAAAAAGAAAAUAAAGAAAUGAAAAAGAAAACUUCUCACUUUCUACUAUAAUCGAGCACAAGUUGUGUGUUAGUGGUUGGAUGGUUAUUCAUGGAAAGCAAUGUUGAUGGUGAGGUUUUUGAAAUUAUGUUAGACUUCUGCAGCCACUUUGGUCUGUCUAUCUGAUCCUUUUGGUGCCAAGCCAAUCCUUGUGCUAUUCAUGGAAAGCAAUGCUCAUGGUCAGGUUUUUGAAAUUAUGUUAGACUUCUGCAGCCGCUUGGGUCUAUCCAUCUAAUCCUUUUGGUGUCAAGCCACAAGCCUCGUCGAAUUUGCUUCAUAUAUGCAGUUGGGAUUGCAUAUAAAAUGAUGACAAAGUGUGCGAACUCUGAUGACAGGCCAAAUUGGAAGGCAGAAUUUAACUUCUUACUAAGAGCUGUGAAAAAUUAUGAAAUAAUGCAAGUGUAAUAGUAAUACUAGGGAGGCACUGCUUUUAUGCACCGUGGUGGUUGAACGUGGAGUGGUCAAACGUAGUCUAGGAAACUUUCCGCAUGUAAUCGGGUGAUAGAAAGCACUUUCCAUGCUUUAACCAUCUCCACCUGUAUUCUUAUUCAUGGUACCUAUAAUACAAGUAGGCUUGAAAUUGGGUCAUAUCCAGCUGACUCCAAA
Messenger RNA from Elaeis guineensis (African oil palm), 2236 nucleotides. RefSeq names its product ultraviolet-B receptor UVR8. The record is from RefSeq and is a predicted model, not a curated record. NCBI's taxonomy places the organism in Eukaryota, Viridiplantae, Streptophyta, Magnoliopsida, Arecales, Arecaceae.